Messenger RNA from Pteropus alecto (black flying fox), 453 nucleotides. RefSeq lists its product as uncharacterized. Lineage: Eukaryota; Metazoa; Chordata; Mammalia; Chiroptera; Pteropodidae. Bases 1 to 453 code for a protein of 150 amino acids. The record is from RefSeq and is a predicted model, not a curated record. The transcript has 3 exons.
AUGCACCCUGGGGCCCCCGCAGUCCCUGGAGUAUCUGAGCCCAGCUCCAGGAAGCUGAGUGCCUUUGUAAGCGGGGCGGCUGCCCACAUGCGUGCCCUGCAUCCCCGGCGGACCCGGCCCCCCAAAAGGAGACCCAACCACAGGAGGUUCCUGUACAACCAGAUCUGCAGGCAGUUUGCCAAGAUUGAGGCUGCCACCCAGCACCUGGCCCUGUCCUUCCUGUCUCCGGAGGUGCCUCCCCAGAGACCGCCGCCCCAAAGACCAUCCCUGCCACCCCCAUCCCCCUUCCUGGGGGUGGCCCAUGCUGUGGCCCCCGCGGAGGACCCCCAUGCUGGCCCCAGCCUGAGCCUUGCUGUCCUAGAUGCCUCUACCCUCGACCUCUUUGAUAACAUUGCACUCACUUUCGAGUGUCCCUCAGUAUCACAUGACCUGUCCCAGCUGGACCUCAGAUAG